Molecule: messenger RNA, 1533 nt
Organism: Eucalyptus grandis
Lineage: Eukaryota; Viridiplantae; Streptophyta; Magnoliopsida; Myrtales; Myrtaceae
Product: acetylserotonin O-methyltransferase
Exons: 2
Coding region: 202-1299 (365 amino acids)
Biological process (GO): methylation
Molecular function (GO): S-adenosylmethionine-dependent methyltransferase activity; protein dimerization activity; O-methyltransferase activity
Source: RefSeq, a predicted model, not a curated record
CCAAUCUCGUUCUAGAUGUUAUGUAAAAUGCAUUUAAAACUAAACUAUUAUAUAUUUGGUAUACUUAUCAAGUGCCUGAAGUAUAUGUGCGGUUCUCCUCGUGCUUGCUAAUUCCAGUAGCAAGUUGAGUUUCCAUCGGCAAGCUUCAUCAAACAAACCCACAGAGAGAGAGAGAGAGAGAGAGAGAGAGAGAGAGAGAGAAUGACACUCGAAAAACCAGCAGCAGAACCAAAAUCAACAGCGCAAGCCCCCGGCGACGAGGACAAUGAAGAAGCAAGAGCCGGGUUGGACAUCUGGAAGUACGUCUUCGGCUUCACUGAGAUGGCGGUGGUGAAGUGCGCCAUUGAUCUUGGCAUUGCCGACGCCAUGGAGAGCCACCCGGAGCCCUCCAUCUCUCUGUCCCGGCUCUCCUCCGAGCUCGGCUGCUGCCCCUCCUCCCUCCGCCGCAUCCUCCGCUUCCUCGUCCACCGCAGGAUCUUCAGGCAACACCCUGACACCGACACCUACUCACAGACCCCGCUCUCUCGCCGCCUCCUGACCAGAGGAGAGAACUCAAUGGCCGCUUUCAUUCGGCUGGAGACCACCCCCGUGAUGCUCGCCCCAUGGCUCAACCUGAGCUCUCACGUGUCUGCAGCAGCUGCCACAGCUCCUCCGCCUUUUGUGGCGGUGCACGGCGACGACGUUUGGGUAUACUCAGCAGCGAAUCCCGGGCACAGCAGGCUCAUUGACGAGGCCAUGGCAUGCGACGCAAGAGUGGCGGUGCCAGCACUCGCCGAGGAUUGCCCGGAGGUGUUCGAAGGUGUCCUGACCAUGGUGGACGUGGGAGGAGGGAACGGGACCACCCUGAGGUUGCUGAGGAAGGCAUUUCCGUGGAUCAGAGGGAUAAAUUUCGACCUCCCUCACGUCGUCUCCGGGGCCUCACCGCCAUGCGAGGGGGUGGAGCAUGUCGGAGGAGACAUGUUUGAGGGCGUUCCAAAGGCCGACGCUGUUUUCCUCAAGUGGGUUCUUCACGAUUGGUCGGACAGCAAGUGCGUGCAAAUCCUGAAGAACUGCAAAGAAGCCAUCUCGGGGAGCAAAUCAGGGAAGGUGAUAAUCAUGGAAGCCGUGAUCGGCAAAGAGGAAGACGACAAGUUGACUGACGUGAGGCUAACCCUUGACAUGGUGAUGAUGGCUCACACUGGUGGAGGCAAAGAGAGGACUGAGAAGGAGUGGGCUCACGUGCUUUGCCAAGCUGGGUUCACCAAGUACACGAUCAAGCCCAUACGCGCCAUCCAAUCCGUCAUCGAGGCAUUUCCUUAAAAAGUAAAUAGGGAAAUAACUUGGCUGUUUAUCUUUAUAGUUUAGUGUACUAGGGUGUUAUUUAUAUCCUCGAUGUGCUUGUUAAUUUAGGACUCUCUGAACGAUCAACGUAGUUGUUCGUUCUUUCUUUGUCAUCUUGGCAUCUUGUCGAUGUUGAAACGUCGAAUGAUCACAUACAAUCAUUCACGAAUCAUGUUUUCUGUUGUGGAGAAGGCAUUUGACUUUUUGUUCCAA